GCGCCACGUCCGUCAACAGGACGGCUGACUCGUGAGACUCCGUUGUGUGUAGUUGAGUGUGAUAGCGCCCCACGGUCUCGGUGUGAACGAGCAGCUGGCAGCUGUUUGGCGUCUGCAGCGAGAAGUAGCGACAUGAAGCUGCUGGACGAGCGGAUCUGGUCGCUGUUUAAACGCCACUGGCGGCAGACCCUCACCUACUGGAGCGUGUUCUUUAGCUUCGGCCUGUGCAUCGCCUUCCUGGGACCCACCGUGCUGGACCUGAGGUGUCAGACCCAGUCCACGCUGCAGCAGAUCACCUGGGUCUUCUUCUCCCAGCAGUUCUUCCUGUUGGUGGGCAGCAGCCUGGGAGGACUCUUCAAGAAAACACUCCAGUCCUCCCUGUCAGCCCUGUUCUCCUGCGCUCUCAUCAUCUCGCUCGUGUUCGCCAUCAUACCGCUAUGUAACCACGUGAUACUGCUGGCCGUCGCCAUGGCGAUUGCUGGCUUAGCCAUGGGGGUGAUUGACACCAUUGCCAACCUCCAGCUGGUGAAGCUGUUUCAGAAAGACUCCGCCCUCUUCCUGCAGGCCUUGCAUUUCUUCAUAGGCCUCGGAGCACUGGUGAGUCCCCUGGUGGCUUAUCCUUUUCUGGCAAACGACUCCUGUGUCCUGGGUGCCAACUGGACCGCCAACUCGUCCUCUCCUUCGGACCUCCAGCACCUCCGCGAAAGACUGGCCGGGCAUGGAGCAGCCUUACGCAACAUCUCCCAGUAUCCUCUGCACACAGAGGGGGAAGUCAUCACCAGGGUGUCGUAUGCUUUCUGGAUCAUGGCUCUUAUCAAUCUCCCAGUGCCAGUAGCAGUGCUCUCUUUGAUCUACCAUGAGAGACUGCUGCCUUGCUCCAGCACCGGUCCACGUCUGCUCGACAGAGACUCUCCGUCCAGCACAAGCCCCACCGGGGACAGUGGUCAAGGUCAUGGGAGUUUGUUUGGUUGCUGUAACCCUGCCAAACUCCGGGAUCGCCCUGCUACUUUCUUCCUUCUCCACAUUCUGGGUGGAGCCAUCCUCUUCCUCACUGAUGGGAUUAUAGGCUCCUAUGCUGGCUUCGUCUACACCUACGCAGUGUCCCCUCCUCUGCUGAUGGGUCACAAGACCGCUGGCUGCCUGGACAGUGUCUUCUGGGCCUCCAUCACAGUAGGAAGACUGGCUUUCAUCUACCUGUCCUACAGAUUCCAAGCACCCAGGCUGCUCACCUUCAGUUUGGUGGGGGUCAUCCUGGUGCAGUGCCUGGUGUUGAUCUUCUACACCAGCUGUGUGUUUCUCUUCAUUGGUACUUGCCUGUUGGGACUGUGCAUCAGCAGUGUGUUCCCGUCAGUGCUGGCCUUUACAGAGGACGUCUUAGACUACAAAGGUUGUGCCACCACGGUCCUGGUGACCAGUGCCAGCACAGGUGAGAUGAUCCUGCAGCUGCUCGUCGGAUCGGUGAUCCAGAGUCAGGGCAGUUACAGUUUCCUGGUGUGUUGUACGAUAGCGUCAUGCAUCGGCUUCUGCCUGUUCCUGCUGCUCCUCUGGGUGCAGCACAGCCACAGAAACUGCAGCACAGGUAAACGCACAUAA
This is a messenger RNA of Perca fluviatilis (European perch), 1593 nucleotides long. RefSeq names its product major facilitator superfamily domain containing 4Aa (gene slc60a1a). Lineage: Eukaryota; Metazoa; Chordata; Actinopteri; Perciformes; Percidae. The record is from RefSeq and is a predicted model, not a curated record. The transcript is spliced from 9 exons. The coding region runs from base 133 to 1593 and encodes 486 amino acids.